Messenger RNA from Vitis vinifera (wine grape), 716 nucleotides. Its product is annotated as probable flavin-containing monooxygenase 1. NCBI's taxonomy places the organism in Eukaryota, Viridiplantae, Streptophyta, Magnoliopsida, Vitales, Vitaceae. The record is from RefSeq and is a predicted model, not a curated record. The transcript has a single exon. Gene Ontology annotation, molecular function: flavin adenine dinucleotide binding; NADP binding; N,N-dimethylaniline monooxygenase activity. The coding region runs from base 118 to 636 and encodes 172 amino acids.
AACACUUUCCCUCGACCAUCUUAAAUGCCAGAGUCAGCCAAACCGCUGAUAUCCUGAACACUAGUAACUUUAAAGCCCCACUAGAUUUCUCAGUCCAAUCCCCAGUUUUGGACACAGAUGGAGAAGCGAAUUGCCAUUGUUGGUGCUGGAAUCAGUGGCUUACUUGCAUGCAAAUAUGCAAUGGAGAAGGGCUUCAAUCCCAUUGUCUUUGAGGCCAGGAGCAGCAUAGGAGGGGUUUGGUCUCAAACAAUUGAAUCCACCAAGCUACAAACUCCAAUAUCCUACUACCGUUUUUCGGAUUUUGCAUGGGCGUCGUCUGUGACUGAGACUUUCCCUAACCACAACCAAGUGAUGGAGUAUCUUAAAUCCUAUGCCCUUCACUUCAACAUCCUCCCUCAGAUAAGAUUCAGCUCCAGAGUCAUCAGUAUAGACUAUUUCACACCCCGCAGUGAAGAUUUUCCUUCUUGGGAUCUCUGGGGUGGCACUGGUAAGCCCUUCUCACCUACUGGAAAAUGGAACAUCACUGUGAAGGUCACCAGGCAUCCACUGAUGGUGACUCAGGCAAGGAUAGAACUUUAUAUGAUGUUUCAUUUAAUAAGUUAUCUUUCUGGGGAAAUCAAAUUUAAGCUUUUCUGAAUGGGGGUUUCUACUGAUCUGUUUAUUUUAGUAGAAUUUUUGCUGAAUAUAUUUGUUAUUGGUUUAUUGCACAAUGUGAA